Messenger RNA from Grammomys surdaster, 1926 nucleotides. It is a transcript of the gene Cpa6, whose product is annotated as carboxypeptidase A6. The transcript is spliced from 11 exons. Lineage: Eukaryota; Metazoa; Chordata; Mammalia; Rodentia; Muridae. Gene Ontology annotation, biological process: proteolysis. The coding region runs from base 219 to 1535 and encodes 438 amino acids. The record is from RefSeq and is a predicted model, not a curated record. Gene Ontology annotation, molecular function: zinc ion binding; metallocarboxypeptidase activity.
GCUUCCAGGCUGGGCUGGGCUGCGUUUCCUCACAAGACCCAGUCUUAAUAGCAACUCCCCGGCUGCCUAAAGUGUUACAUUUUGCUCAUUCCCAAGCCUUCUCCCCCACCCCUUUCCCAGACAACUUGCUGGUGAGCAGGGGGUGUUGUAAGCCACCUCCAGCCUCUUCCUUUGGUGACUGCUGUUAAGCAACUUUCAACUUCUUUCAUUGCAACGGUAUGGAGUUCCUCCGGAAGCCCAGGAGCCACCCAGCUGCUUUUCUGCCUAUCUGCUGGCUCCUUUUGAAGAUUCUGCAACUGGGGCACUGCUGCUCUUACAACAACCGCUAUGCUGGUGAUAAAGUAAUAAGACUCAUCCCCAAAUCUGAAGAGGAAGCACUUGCACUAAAGAACAUAUACCACCAACUUAAGGUGGACCUGUGGCAGCCCAGCAGUAUCUCCUGUGUGUCAGAGGGGGCAGUUACUGAUGUCCAUAUUCCCAAACAUGCUUCCAGAACCCUGUUAGCGUUCUUACAGGAAACCCACAUCCAGUACAAGGUCCUCAUAGAAGAUCUUCAGAAGGCAGUGGAAAAUGAAAACAGCUUACAAACCCAGAGAAGCCGACGAUCUCCAUCUGAAUACAACUAUGAAGUGUAUCAUUCCUUAGAAGACAUUCAGAGUUGGAUGCACCAUCUGAACCAAACUCAACCGGGCCUCGUUCGGGUGUUCUCUAUUGGAAGAUCAUAUGAAGGAAGACCUCUCUUUAUUAUACAGCUGGGAAGAAAAUCACGAGCCUACAAAAGAGCUGUUUGGAUAGACUGCGGCAUUCAUGCGAGAGAAUGGAUCGGUCCUGCCUUUUGUCAGUGGUUUGUUAGAGAAGCCAUUCUGACCUACAAGACUGACCCAGCGAUGAGAAAAAUGUUGAAUCAUCUGUAUUUCUAUAUCAUGCCUGUAUUUAAUGUUGAUGGAUACCAUUUCAGCUGGACACAUGAUCGAUUCUGGAGAAAGACACGGUCAAGAAACUCUAAGUUUCACUGCCGUGGAGUUGAUGCCAAUCGCAACUGGAAAGUGAAAUGGUGCGAUGAAGGAGCCUCUGCACACCCUUGUGAUGAUACAUACUGUGGCCCUUUCCCGGAAUCUGAGCCAGAAGUGAAGGCUGUAGCUCACUUCCUUCGAAAACACAGGAAGCGCAUUAGGGCAUACCUGUCUUUUCACGCCUACGCUCAGAUGUUGCUGUAUCCCUAUUCUUACAAAUACGCGACAAUCCCCAAUUUUAGCUGUGUGGAAUUUGCAGCUCACAAAGCUGUGAAGGCACUUCGGUCGGUACAUGGGAUACGGUACAGACAUGGCCCUGCCUCCCAAACACUGUAUGUAAGCUCUGGUAACUCAAUGGAUUGGGCUUAUAAAAAUGGAAUACCCUAUGCAUUUGCUUUUGAACUGCGAGACACUGGGCAUUUUGGAUUUCUACUGCCAGAGAUGCUCAUUAAACCAACCUGCACAGAGACCAUGUUGGCUGUGAAGAAUAUCACAAUGCACCUGCUAAAGAAAUGUCCUUGAGAGGAACAUUCGUCUGAUCUACCAACCCAGAGAAACCAGAUUCUGACCAAAAAGGCUCCUUGGCAAACAUAACUGUUUAGACUGGAAGGAUCCAUGGACCUUCAUGCAAUUCAACACUUUGCAACAACAGAAAAAGUAGGCCACAGCCUGCUUUGGUAUGAGAAGAAAAUCCACUUUUUAUCCCUUUAGAGUCUUAUUUGAUUACAAGGGGUAGGGAAUGUUUUCAAAUUCCUUUGUCUCAAAAAGUGUACAAAUUAAUUGAGGAUUUCCCUUCUCUCAACCGCUAUGACCUCGAUUAAGACCCACGCUACCAACAACAUUUAAUUACUUGGUUCUUAUUUGCAAUGGAAACAACCAACUGUAUUUCUUAAUAAAUAUGUAAUUUUUCAAA